AUGAUAAUUGUAAAGGACGAGAAGCUCCUCCAAGACAUAGAAGAAGUAUCCAAUACCAAAAAGAACGAGCUUGGGAAACUGGACACAGCAUACAGAAGUGUAGUAGAAUACAAUAGAUGGGUUAUCCCAAACGAGGGCAUCAAGGCUUCAAAGUUCGACAGUAGACUCCUUAACAAAGUGUACAUAGGAAAUUUUACAGGAUCCAGAAGCUCUAUCCAGGAUCUUCUCAGCGUUUUUGGGCCAGUAUCUGUGACAUGCAUAGGAAACAAGGAAUGUGUGUUUGCAGACUUCGACAAUCCACAUGCAGCUUAUUUGUGCAUAGCGGAGAUCAAUGGAGUAAGCUUUAAUGGGAAAACCCUAAAGGCCGGAAGAACCUCUACGUUUCCAUCGGAGAUCCCAAAGGAACUUGGGCCUCCAAAUGAAGUCAUUGUUUAUAUAUCAAACAUAGACCUGGAUAUUGAAGAGGAACAACUAGAAGAUAUCUUUGGAAAGAUGGGGGAAAUUAAGGAAGUAAGACUUGCCUAUGGAUCUUCAUUUAUUCACAAAGGAUAUGGAUAUGUGGAGUUUCUGAGACGGAUCGAUGCAAAAAGAGCUUUGGGAUACAGUAACAAGAUUAUUCUCUAUGGAAAAAGAAUAAGAAUAGGGCCUUGUGUGACCAAAAUGGAGCUACCAGAAAAAAACUACUUUGCAAUUCCCAAGGAGGUGUUUGAGAUAAAGAAGAGAAUUGAAAGUGCUAUAUUUGGCAAAGGAAAAAUGGUUGUUUUGAGAAACCUGAUAGACAUAAAUGAUGCAGAUGACGAUUUUGAUCAAGAAAUGGAGAAUGAGAUGAAAAAGUAUGGAGAUGUUGUAGAAUUUGGAGUACAUAAGAAAGAGGAAGUUGCCGUAUACUGCCUUUAUUCCACGGAAGAUGAAGCCAGGCACGCUUUUAACAUUCUUAAUGGACGUUUUUUUGGAGGAAGAAGAAUUCGCGCGCGGAAAUGUCAUGUGGAAAGUUUCCCUUGUGAGAAUUCCGAAACUAUUUCUGCUUGCAAGCAGAUUUUGUAA
Molecule: messenger RNA, 1044 nt
Organism: Encephalitozoon intestinalis ATCC 50506
Lineage: Eukaryota; Fungi; Microsporidia; Unikaryonidae
Product: putative polyadenylate-binding protein 1
Exons: 1
Coding region: 1-1044 (347 amino acids)
Biological process (GO): alternative mRNA splicing, via spliceosome; mRNA splice site recognition; regulation of alternative mRNA splicing, via spliceosome
Cellular component (GO): precatalytic spliceosome; catalytic step 2 spliceosome
Molecular function (GO): RNA binding
Source: RefSeq, a predicted model, not a curated record